CAUCACGUGACCGUUACGUUGCUCGCGUUUCGGAUCCCACGUGACUCGAGGCGUCACAGUCCACGCCCCAAACACAUGGUUCGUCCCCGACUCGGACGGGGGGGAAUUGUUUCUUUUUUUUAUGUGACCCGGAGACGCCGGCUCAACCGCGGGGACCAUUGUAGAGAAGUGAGUAGAUACGAUGCGAGGAGCAACGACAUCGGAGUGCUAAUGCGGCUUCCGGUGGCUGCUGGAUGGGCAUCUGGGCUUCGAGGGCACGACACGACAAUAUGCAACUGACAAAGAACGGUCCCGUCGACGUGUCCUCCUCCGACGGGAGCAUAGAAGACGAGAAAUCAGACAUGGCGGACCAUUCCGAACCGUCAUCGUCGGCCGACUUGCACGACUCUGGGAUAACAGACACCGACGACGAACCAUGGGGUAUCAACGUGAUACCGCCGGAUACCGUAACACUACACUGGGGACCACCGGCACGGGGCGUAAUACGGGCCCUGUCGUACAUCGUCGAGAAGCGGGACCCUUCCGACCAAGAUUGGGUGCCUGUCGUCAUUCUGGACGCCGAUAUUACCAGCUACGUCAUCCGCGAUCUGGACUUGCGUUCAGAGCACUGGUUUCGAGUGUUGGCCAGGAGUUCCAUGGGUCUCACCACCGUCCUCGAGACGGAUCGACCUGUGCAGCUGCGUGAAGAUGAGCCGUUAGCAGCCGAGCGACCCGAUCCGCCUUCGACUCCUCUGCUCGUGGUCGUAACGGGACCAUUCUCCAUGGACGUCAAAUGGACGGCGCCCCUGUAUGACGGAGGCCGUCCGGUUCUGGGGUACGUGGUUGCUGUGAAGGAGCCGAGAAGGACACUUUGGAUGGAGGUCAGUCAAGUGAACGCCCCAACUUUGAAGACUCAGAUCCAGGACUUGGAGGAAGGUCACGAGUACUUGGUUCGUAUCUACGCCUGGAACGAGGUUGGCGUGAGCGAGCCCCUCGAAACUCCUGAGGGCACCAAGAUUGUCCGGCCACCAGGAGUGGUUGUGCCCCCAUCGGCUCCCGUGGGACCACUGGUGAUCGAAGAAGUCACCGAGAACUCCGUUCGGCUAUCGUGGAAGCCGCCCCUCAACGCCGGCGGGGACGCCGUCGCAAAUUACAUCGUCGAAUAUCGAGAUGUGUCUGCUGCUGAGAUUGCCAAGUUCUCUCUGAGGACGCCCGACGCCCGAACCCGUUUCACCGUCGAGGAUCUCAAGUGUCGCCACUUCUACGUAUUUCGAGUCAGCGCCGAGAACCAAGCCGGCGUCGGCGACGCGCUCGUAGACAAGAAGCCCGUCCGAGUACAGGCAGCGCCAAAGAAGCCUCCUGCUCCUGAUCCGCCCGUGGUUGUCGUGCACCCGACCAUGCCGGACGCGUGCAUCGUGACAUGGGCGCCCCCGUGCGACGGGGUGACCCUGUACGUGCUCGAGCGCUGUGACCUGGUGGGCGACGUGUGGAUCGUCGUGAGCCAGCAGAGAGAGGCCGAGUUCGUGGCGCAGAACCUGGUGCCCGGCAUCGAGUACUCGUUCCGCGUCAGCGCAGAGAAUGAGUGCGGCAUGGGCAAGUGGUCCAAGCCGUCCGAGCCCAUUGUCAUCACCAGGAAAGUUGCAUCGAUGACAGCGCCGGAGUUUACCAAGUUACUCUCCGACGUCAAUGUUCUCGUUGACAAUGACGCCUGCUUCACCUGCCAGUUUACAGGAAAGCCUACACCAGAGAUCACAUGGUACAAGGGCGGUCAAGAAUUAUUCGAGUCGCCACGUGCGGACAUCGACACUUCCCUGGCCAGCUCGACAUUGACUCUCAAACAAGUUCGUCUCGAAGACAAGGGCAAGAUUGAAUGCCAGGCCCUCAACAACGCCGGUUUGAAAACGACGUCAGCAAAGCUGACGGUUCUAGCACCACCGAAGUUGAUCAGCUCCCCGGCCUACAAGGAUGGCCUCAUGUUCGAUUCCGGAGAGACGUUGCGAGUCAAGCUGUCCUACACCGGCCACCCACCUCCUACGUUCGUGUGGAAGCGAAAUGACCAGCCUUUGACUUUUGAAGACCCUAACUGCUCGGUGACCGUCGACAGCGAAGAUCAGACAAUACUGUUCAAAAUAGUGGACGCUGAUUGCAACCAUCGGGGCACUUACUCGCUGGAAGCCACCAACGAGCACGGUAGCGACGUGUUUUCUGUCGACAUCAUGAUAACAGGUGAACCAGACCCUCCCAGUUUGCCGCCCGAAAUCACUUCUGUGGACUGGACCUCAUGCACGUUGGCCUGGAAGCCAACGGAUAACGACGGUGGCAGUCCUGUCAGUAGCUACGUCGUCGAAAAGCGCCUCAUGGACAAUGAGCUUUGGCUAAAAGCGACAACAACCCAUCACGAACAUUGUACUGUAUAUGGGCUAGAAGAAGGCGCCAAGUACGCAUUUAGGCUGCGAGCGGUCACUGUUUACGGCACAAGCAAGCCAGGCCCCAGCACAGAGCCCGUCAGCCUGCCACGACUAGACUCUAGAGGCGACACGCUAGCCACAGAAGUAGAAUCAACAGAACAAACAGAAGCUAUCGCAACGGAGCAGGAGUUGGGUUCCAUAGAAGAAGACGUUACACUCACUGUCACCAAGUAUGACAGCGAUGACCAGCGUUCUUCGCUUGACGUUGACGAAUUCCUCAACGAAGACGCCGCCGUUUCUGAGGUGGUGUCUCAGGUUACAGCUCCACUCGCGCCUAGUGAACUUAGUGACUACGAAACCCUCGUGCCAAGCUCCACAGUCAAGGUAGAAUCUGUCGAAGUGUCCGAGAUCGACAACGACACACUGGCGAAACGUGCCAGUCUCGAAACCAGCGACGUCGCUGUGUGCAAGGCUGUUCCGAUUGAGGAGGCCGUUGUCGCAGCAACCGAGGAAGAGCCAUUACUGGAAGCGCCAUUGUUGCCUGAACCUAAGAGGCCGUCACGGUUCGCAUUAGAGAACAUUCGUACGAAGUUAUUCCUAUGCAGCGGACGACGUGCUCAGUGGAACAUGUACAGGAACCUGCUUCCCGAGUCAUCUUUUCUCAUCAUCGACGUUUCGGAACCACUUCUCGUUCUCGCGCCUCCCCUAGAACUCGAGUCGACCAGCAUGUUCGUGGACCCCGAGAGGACACUGCCCAUAGUGUGCCGUUUCACUCUCAGCGAGCGACUUCCACUCGCAAUCAACUACAUCAUCGACACCUUGCUGACCGAGUCGAACCUCCGCAGGCUUCAGCAACCGUCUCGCGCAUGCUGUUCGGUAGAAUACAUAGAAACUGUGCCCAGUCCCAUGGCGAUCAUAACGACAGUCAAGCCGAACGAACCAGUUCCAAGAAUUGUCACGCCGCAGGCGUCGCCUGAGCUACUGCUAGAGCACCCGAUUUACGAAAAGCGGCGCGAACUGCUCUCUGCUUCGCCAGCCGACUCUGGAGUGGAUACAAGCUUCGGCUACCAGCGACCAAUACUUAGGAGUACGAAGCCGCAAGCAGGCGAAUACUAUGGAGAGUUUUACAUGCACGACGCGCUGUACUAUAAGAAGGCUGCACGAGUGAAGGAGUUCGACGUACGUACGAGAAGGUCAUAUUCCCGAAGGAUCACGUCGCUCUCCAGGAGCAUCGAACACGACUACAGCGUCAAGAAGACAAACAUCGACAGGCUAGAAAGCCGAAUUUCGUCGGAAAUGUCCAGCUUGGAGCGAGAUCUGGAACUCCUGCGAUCGAUGCAGAGCAUGCUUCGACGAGAGCUUAAGACUAGAGAGCGACCUUCCGGAGACCAGAACGGUGGCAAGGAAAGCACCAGCGGCCGAAAGGCCGACGGUACAUCGGAUUCAUCGGCGACGUCGCGCGUCAGACCAUACCCGGAGUCAGGAUCACGAGGCUACAUGUCCAGGCGACUGUCGAGAAGCGACUCGUCCGAUUCCGAGGAACCGCAGCCCGUAAAGCUGCGUGCAAAGCCGCAACCUAAGGGCGAGGCGCCUCGCUUCGUGACUCGCCUCGAUAACCGCAUUGCGCCCAGUGGCUACCGAAUCAAGCUCCACUGCACCGUGGUCGGCGAUCCAAUGCCACAGGUGACGUGGCUGAAGAACGGCAUCAAGGUGACGCCCGACAGCAGGCACAUGGAGAUUACUCUAACAGACUUCGGGAUGUGCAGCCUUGAGAUCUACAACGUGAAGCCGGACGACACUGCUGAAUACACGUGUUACGCCGUCAAUGCCUACGGAGAUGCUACCACUAGUGCCUAUCUCCGAAUCACAGGCGAAAGGGACGAGACGCCCGAGGAGCCUAGAUUCGAGUCGUGCGCCCCCGACCUGAGCGUAAGACCUGGCGGGAAGGCUGUCUUCUCUUGGAGGGCGACCGGGUCCCCAACGCCCACGCUCAAAGUAAUGAAGGACUCGAGGCCCCUGCGCACCAACCUGACGACGGACGUGAUCAUCUCAAAAGACGGCGUGUGCCGUGUCUGCAUUGCCAAGGUCACCCCUGAGGACGCUGGAGUUUUCACUUGCACCGCGGAGAACGACUCCGGAACGGCUGUUUCCACCAGCAUCCUAAGGAUCGCUGGCCAAGAGGAUAGCAGUGAAGAAUUCCAAGAGGAGAGACGCCGCCUCGAAGAAAUGCAUAUGCAAGACAAACGACAGCCAGCAGCUGCCGUCGAGCGAGAAUCGAAGCUUUCCAGGCCACAGUAUGACCUGCCACCCGAAGAAGACAAGGAAGAAUACUACAAGCCGAGACGCCACUUCAAGACGUACGGAAUGCUCGGUCUCAAUUAUUUAGAGGACGUCCCACGUACAACUCACGAACCAUUUUCCGUCCCUGGGCCUCCGUUGGAUCCAGUUAUCACGGAAACCGGACCGACGUCAGCAACACUCGUAUGGACCAAGCCGAUCUACAACGGGGGGCUCGCCCAUCACUGGCUACCGCAUCCAGUGCCGCGAGGUACCCUCCAAGCAGUGGCGUGACAAGGCGACGUCUCGAAUAUGCCUCUGCGACAUAUUCGGGCUGAAGCCACAGACAGAGUACGUGUUUCAAGUAAGCGCUGGAAACAAGAACGGCUGGGGACAGCCCACCAUUGCAGUGCCUGAACUGAAGAACUGGCGAUGGCGCCAGCAGUGAUGAAUCUGAGCAACGAGUGCUCGUCGAAGAAGAACUGUAACUACCUUCACCGACAGACCGCUGCGGCGCCGUGUAAUGGUGGAGCUGAUCUGUCCCGAUUCUGCCUCGUUCUCGCUUUACUUUCAGAUCGGCGGAAUUGCGGACCGACCUGCGCGAAUAAUUACUGCCAGCAGUGUUGUUUUUCCCUUUCGUGUAUCGCUUCCCACACUCCUCCAUGCUCAAGUCGGCGACCGGCUCAGCGCUGAUAAAUAAAGGAGGGCAAAGUAUGAAGCUUUGCUCCGUGUUGUGACGUGCGCAUCUCA
This is a messenger RNA of Rhipicephalus sanguineus (brown dog tick), 5414 nucleotides long. RefSeq names its product titin-like (gene MnM). Gene Ontology annotation, molecular function: protein binding. The coding region runs from base 234 to 4958 and encodes 1574 amino acids. The record is from RefSeq and is a predicted model, not a curated record. Lineage: Eukaryota; Metazoa; Arthropoda; Arachnida; Ixodida; Ixodidae. The transcript has 22 exons.